GAAGCGGAGCGACGCUGUUCGUCCGACAAAACUCUUGUUGUUCCGAUGUGACGGUCUGUAAACAGGACUACAUCAAAACACCGCCAUGGAAGCCCUGAAGCGAUGGAAGGUGUGUAGUAGUUUGUUGGGACUAGUUUAUUAAGUGCGAGCUAACGGUAGCGCACCAGGGAGCUCCAUGGCGUCUUCAGCGGGAGGCCGCGUCAGAGCCGCGGGACCCGGCGAGGGGCUUCCCUGCUCCAACAAGGCCGCCGGGCGGCCCGCUCUCCGCUGCCACCACCACCUCGGCGCCCCCGGGGGGGCUAUGGCGGAGUCGGUGGACGACGCGGAGGGUCUGUACGUAGCGGUGGAGCGGUGUCCCCUCUGCAACACGUCCAGGCGGAGGCUGACCUGCGCCCGCUGCGUCCAGACGGGAGACUUCGUCUACAUCGACGGGAGGAACCCGGAGAGGUACACUGAGAAACUGGAGAGGCUGAAAAAGCUGAAAGAUGAGAAGGAACAGCUUCAACAAAGGGUCAUCACAGCCAUGGACAAGAAGCUACAGGCCGAUCAGAUGAAAUGGAAGAUCAUGUCCUGUAGGAUGAAGAUCGAGCAGCUGAAGGAGGCGAUCUCGUGGGGCUGUGAGGAGGUGAAGACCGGUAAGGAGCUGCUCCUCCGCUCUCAGGAGGAGAGCCAGAGGCUGCAGCGGCGAGCUGGACGGCACCAGGAGAAACGGGACAAGAUGGAGCGCCACAUCCAGCGUCUUGGGGAGGUCCUGGAAAAGAGAGGCCGCGACCUACAGGCCCGUCUGGAUCAACUGGCUCAGGUCCGCCGGGAACACAUCCGAGAGCUCAACACUUACAUCUUCCCCACACAGGAGGAGAAGCAGGGCAGCAGAGACCCUGCGGAUGUGGUGGCAGAUAGUGACCUCACGUUGACCUCCAGCACGGUGAACGAAUUGGCUGAAGCUCGGCGGACCACCUACCUGUCCGGCCGCUGGAUUUGGGAUGACCAGAAUGGUGAAACCAGCAUCAGCAUCACCGGGCCGCCUGUUACGUUGCCGAGCAACGGAGACUGCUCUGCCUACUAUAGCUGGGUGGAGGAGAAGAGCAGCAGCCAGGGGCCAGAGUUGGACCACAUCAACCCAGCCCACACCAUCAGCGCCGCGUUGUGCUACGCUACACAGCUAGCUAACAUUCUCUCACACAUCCUUGACGUCAACCUCCCCAAGAAACUCUGCAACAGUGAGUUUUGUGGCGAGAACCUGAGUCGUUACCGUUUCAACAGAGCGCUCAACAAACUCAACACCAACAUUCUCCAUCUCUGCUUCUCCCAGCAUGUUGACAGUGAGAAGCUCCAUCUCCAUCACACCUUGAGGAACAUCAUGUUCUUGGUCUCACCCGACAACAAGAACCUGGGCAGAACUGGUCCGUUUGAGGUGAAUGCUGAUCUGGAGGAGUCCAUGGAGUUUGUGGAGCCAGAGGCGGCCAGUCCAACCCAGGAGAGUGGUGAUGAGGUGGUCUCAGAUGAGGAGACGGACCUGGGGACGGACUGGGAGACGGUACCGAGUCCCCGCUUCUGUGACAUCCCAUCCCAGUCCAUGGAUCUCUCUCAGAGUGCGGCCAUGCAGGUUUCUCAGCCAGGAGCCAAUGCGGGGGGGAUGAUCUCCUCUGCUGCAGCCUCUGUCACGUCCUGGUUUCGGGCUUACACCGGCCAGCGUUGACGCUUGACCCAGAGACUGGAUCCGGAGAUUGACAGUCUCAUCUGAUUUGGACCGGCACAAUUAGACCGAACCGGUGUUGACUGAAGUGGACUGAGCAAAACCACAAAGGCAGUGCUUCAGUGGUUCUGAUUAUAGUAUGGGGUCAAAGACCACAGAGAAUCCUAACAUGGACAUAACAUUUGGGAACAGGGAGGUGUGUGUGUGUGUGUGUGUGUGUGUGUGUAUAGCAUACUCUGGCAGCCCAUGCAGCAGGUAAACAGCUGUCACUGGAUGCUGAAUGUUGAGUUGAGUCGGACUGGAAUGGGUGUGAAGAGAUCGGAGUAAAGCCACACCAGAGGACGCCGGCUUGGGUCGUAAAUUCACCGGUAAAGAAAUGCCAAACCGUCUGUGUGGCGCUGGUCUGACCACAGCUAUGCAACCCAACAUUAUACUUCAAAAAUCCUAUUCUCCUCAGCCAGACUGCCUGUCUGUCUCUCUGCCCAUCUCUAUCCAUUUGUCUUUGAACCAGCCGGAGGUUGUGUGUGUUUUUUAGUUGGCAUGACAGAACUUCUGUUCCAGGGACAGGAAGUACCAAAUAACUCAAGCAGGAAAUGGAAAUGACAUGCUGCCAGCAGCCACAGCCAUUGCUGCAAUGACCUUGAACCUCAUCUAGGCCAUGAUCCCAGCCAUCAGCCUGGAUCACAGCAUCCUAAAGACCAGAACCAUAUGGAGGUGGAUCGAGCUGGUUUAGACUGACAGUAGAGCAGCCAGGACCAGGAAGAGAUCUUGAUCUGUGUUUGAUUUGAAUCCAGAUGCAUCCCUACGAGCGGAGACAUGCCUAAAUCCACACUGUGUACAUGAAACGGCGCUGACACUCUGGUUAGUUUGCUUUUGCUGUUUUCAACAGGUUUGCGCUAACCUUCUGUUAGACCGCCGCACCACAAUUUAGAUUUUCUGUUCCUGCGUAAACAUCAGCGUUUCUCCAUCCAGAUCUAGCACAUGUCUCUCUGGAUGAUGUCUAGGUAGAAUUCAGCCUGACUACAUUUUCUCUUGACUUUAAAAGAAGCCUUCAUUUAACAGAACCAAUGUCAGAUCUUCAUCCUGUUAAACAGAGACUGGCUUGGCUAAUUUUAUCAUUACAUCUGUCUGCCAGAGAAGUGUGUUCUGUUCCUGUAGUCUGUAUGUGGACUGGAGAGUCAUUUAAGUGAUUUAAACUUUGUCUUCAGGUCUGGUCUUUAGACAGUAUGGAUUUACAGCUGGACUUUGUUUCAGAUCCUGUUUAUCAUCUCCAGGUUGAAAGCAGGUCUGAACUACAUCUUUACAGAACAGAUUCAAGUGUUUUUCUGGAUCCGUUAAUGCCUGUUUCUACAUGGUUCACAUGAAGACAGAAGCUUCAUCUAAUGCUGUUCCUCACAGUCAGACGGGGUGUCUCCUCUCCAGCUCCUACUGGUCCACAAUCAUCACUUCAUGUGGUUUUGAUUCUGCAGAUCAGGUAUAAAAAAAAACCUAUAUGUCACUCAAAGCAAUAUUUCACAGCUGAGAGAAUAAAAGACCUUCAUCUGGAAACCUCUUGAGUCUGGCCUUCCAAAUCCUGCUCUACAUUCAGUUCAGUUUGUUCCAUUGUGGUUGGGAAACCCAGUCCAGUACUUUCCUGUCGGUAGAACAUUAAUCGAUCCUGUGUUGCCAUAAAAUGCUUGAUUUGAAAUAAAAGCCUGUUUUCAUGCUCUU
Lampris incognitus (smalleye Pacific opah) is the source of this 3406-nucleotide messenger RNA. It is a transcript of the gene atg14, whose product is annotated as autophagy related 14. The transcript has 11 exons. Gene Ontology annotation, biological process: cellular response to starvation; mitophagy; autophagosome assembly. NCBI's taxonomy places the organism in Eukaryota, Metazoa, Chordata, Actinopteri, Lampriformes, Lampridae. The record is from RefSeq and is a predicted model, not a curated record. Gene Ontology annotation, cellular component: mitochondria-associated endoplasmic reticulum membrane contact site; extrinsic component of phagophore assembly site membrane; phosphatidylinositol 3-kinase complex, class III. Bases 176 to 1699 code for a protein of 507 amino acids.